This is a messenger RNA of Hermetia illucens (black soldier fly), 628 nucleotides long. RefSeq names its product peritrophin-1-like. The coding region runs from base 143 to 565 and encodes 140 amino acids. Lineage: Eukaryota; Metazoa; Arthropoda; Insecta; Diptera; Stratiomyidae. The record is from RefSeq and is a predicted model, not a curated record. Gene Ontology annotation, molecular function: chitin binding. Gene Ontology annotation, cellular component: extracellular region. The transcript has 2 exons.
UAAAUCUAUCGAAAGAUUACAAACGUUUGCACACUUUAUCGCAAUCUUUUAAGAGCAUUUAAGCCAAUAUCCAUCGAAUUCGAAUUCAGUAUUAUUUCAAUCGAGAACUAAUCACAAAUCCGUUUUUCCCGUCAUAACAAAAAUGGUCGACAUGAAGGGAGUCUUCCUGACCAUCCUAGUUUCAAUGGUUUGUUUUAGUACAGCGCAGUACCUAAACUGUGGUACUAUGCCGCAUGGUUCGACACUUCCGCAUACUGACUGUUACCGGUUUUACCAUUGCUACAAUGGCCUUGUAAGCAUUUUAAUAUGCCCCGAAUAUUAUAAGUUCAAUCAAAAUUCUGGAAGAUGUGAAUACAGCCCGGACUGCAAUCAAGGAAGUUCGCCUCCGAUUAGCUCAGAGAACCCUUGUGUCAACGAAAAAACUGGAACUAAUAAACCACACGGUACAACUUGCAAGUUUUACUACUAUUGCUCUGCAGGGCUGGCAGUUCUAAUGUCCUGCCCUGAUGGCUGGGGAUUCAAUGCAAGUGAAGAGCUGUGUGUCAAAGGGCUAAAUUGCGUUUGAUUCUGAUAAAAGUUUUUGUUCUAUUAAAAGGGUUGUACAAGACAAAUGUGCUGGUGAAAGUGA